Boeremia exigua is the source of this 3354-nucleotide messenger RNA. RefSeq lists its product as uncharacterized. Gene Ontology annotation, biological process: glycerophospholipid biosynthetic process. The transcript is spliced from 6 exons. The annotation marks the transcript as partial. Lineage: Eukaryota; Fungi; Ascomycota; Dothideomycetes; Pleosporales; Didymellaceae. The record is from RefSeq and is a predicted model, not a curated record. Gene Ontology annotation, cellular component: mitochondrion.
GAUGAUACACAGAUUCGAAGUUCGGACGCUCUACCACGCGCCCAUCAAUCCCUCUCGUAUCUCCAGGCCCAGCGCAUCCCGUUCAUACUGCUCACCAACGGUGGCGGUAAGCAUGAGUCUGAACGCGUGGCCGAGCUGAGCCGUAAGCUACACGUACCCCUCGAUACUAGCAUGUUUGUGCAAAGCCACACGCCUUUCGCCGAUAUGGACCACUACAAAGAUAAAACCGUGAUGGUGGUUGGAGGGGCUGAGGAUAAGUGCAGACAGGUUGCCGAAGCGUAUGGGUUUAAGACGGUAGUCACACCUGGAGAUAUACUGGCUGCUUACCCGGAUGUCUGGCCAUUCUCGCAGCAAUUGCUGUCUUACUACAAAACGUUCACGCGACCGCUCCCGGCUCCAAUCGACCCUACGUCGCCAUCCACUUCCCUUCGUAUCGAUGCGAUAUUCGUGUACAACGACCCUCGCGACUGGGGUCUUGACGCCCAGAUCAUCAAAGACGUGCUUCUCUCCGAGCGCGGAAUUCUUGGUACGCUUUCCCCCAAAAAUGGAAAUGUAGCUCUGCCAAACAAGGGCUAUCAACAAGAUGGGCAACCAGCUCUUUAUUUCUCAAACCCCGAUCUUUUGUGGGCCGCGAAAUAUCACUUACCAAGGCUCGGCCAAGGCGGCUUCCGUGAGGCUUUUGAAGGCAUAUGGGCGGCAAUCACCGGUGGCGAAAGAGAAGGCGUUUCCCUUCAAAAGAUCGUCAUGGGUAAGCCUUACAGGCCCACAUAUGAGUUUGCUGAGAAGCGACUCAUGGCACACCGGCGCCAUCUGGUUCAAGCAGAGCACAGCCAGCUUGGGGUGUUGAAGCGCGUCUACAUGGUUGGCGACAACCCUGCAAGCGACAUAGCAGGCGGUAACAACUAUGAAAGCCCCUUCGGAACGGAUUGGGCCAGUAUCCUCGUCAGUACUGGCGUCUACGCAGAAGGCUCGCAGCCGGCCGUCCAGCCCCGGCAGAUUGUGGGUGAUGUGUGGGAUGCGGUAAGAGCCAGAACGCUAGAAAGUAGUAAACCAAAAGGACGGACAUCUAAUAGAAUGCCCCUCGAUAUCGCAAGUUUGGCGCUGGCUUUGCUGCCAAGGAGUAUACUUUCUACUCGGGUAGCCUUGCAAGCGUUCACAAUUCUCUUCUCGUAUCGCGUUCUGCAUUUCCCGUGUAGAGCCAGGAUCUCCGCUAAGAGUACUACAGAUCGUCGCGGCGGUACUGCUACACUCAUUGUAACGGAACGGCUACCAGCAGGCACUCCUACGUUUAACGGCAGACAGCCACAUAAACGCAAUCAGAUCGUCGUCCGAGCCGCAGACCAACCAGCCGCAUCAGUCAAUUGCAACCCCCCGCAGCCACACUUUGUCAGAGAUCCGGCUGUACUUCCGGCAGACCUGCUACAUCCAAUCGACAGAAUGGCCUAUCAUCCCCGCAAAGACAACCAGUUCGACGACGAUCAGUCUGAACGCGAUAUCAUCUCCUUGGUUGGCAUGGCCAAGUUACGGUUGGAUCGCAGAAAAGAAAACAAGACUUGGCGACCAGUGCAAGCAGGAAGUGACGAAGAAACUCCUAGCGUUCACGAUGAGCUUAGCAAUCCCGGCUUCUAUCUCACUGGCACAGAACAUGCCCAGAAAGAAGAUCACUUGGACGCUGCGCAUGACGGUGCAAGAGUUGCUACGACCUUGACAACAUCCGUUCUAGCUAACAGCAUGGGCGGUGAGAUGCGCCACACAGGAGCGAGGACUCAUGUGCAACUCUUUGGCAACCUACCUGACCUUAUUCGACUUAGCGAGCAAACGGGCGAAUUUGAUGGGCAAGUGGUGUUCAUAGGGCAUCCCAACAGGGACAUCUCAGCACACCAGUGGUCAUCAUCGUCCUUCCAGUGGGUAAAUAUUGGACGAUACUCUACUUCUCGAGGCAAAGUCGAAGGCUCUUUGGCGUCCGAUCGUCUACGAGGCAUUGACGAGCCCCAAGACACGCUCGAGUAUUUCAAGCUAGCAGCUGAGAAUCGACAAACACUUGUUGUCGAACAUGGGCGCCAAAAAGAGGCAAGUACGGCGGCAGAGCAAGGUUUACAUGGCGGUGUGGACGUCGUGUCGACCCAACCCUACAGAGAUGCGCAGACCGACCGAGGUUCAAGCCAAACACAGGGUGGUUCAAAGCCGUCUAUACCUUCAGCAUCGCGUAGUCCGUUCACGAGACCCGCUCUGGAAGAUCCCUUCGUUACCACGACUAGUUGUUCAUUCUCGCAGUCUUCGGAUGGCAAUAAGCCUCAAAGUAACUGGCUGAGUUUGACAGGGUCACUGGAUCUCACGUACCGAUUCCCUUCGAAGACCACCACGGAAGGCGUCUCUGCAAAUAGCUCUGAUACUAUCAAGAGCACAGAGAGUUCAACUCCCAAAUUAUCGUCUGGAACAGCCCUGCCGGACGUCACCUUUGGCGAGUUGGCUGUGAAUCAACGUGGGGGCGGUGGAAGUUUCCAACACCUUCGUGCAAACGUAGCCUACCAGCGACUUCAGGGGCGCAAACAGCACCUGGCCAACAUUGAGGAGGCACAAUCGAGCGUGCCAGAGCACAACAGUCUGACCUCCGGCGCCGGGGUUCUAGGGACUGCUGUGCAACACGCUGGUUCAACACGCUCAGCCGCUCCGGCCAGAUUCAUGACAUCAGCUCUCAACGCUGCCGCUGCCCCGUACAUGAAGGCGCCAUCAGCAACAGUAGUGAAAUCCGGGACAACAGAGUACAACACCAGUACUAUAAACUCUGCAGCAGUCGCUCUUCAUCACAGUGAUCUAGAUGGUCUGCGGACCGCUCAGCAACAUGAAGUCGCAAACGGUUUGAACCAACAAACUCCAACUCCACAGAGCUUCAAAGGCCCUUUCUUCACCGAAACUAAGCCGACCACGCACGAUCCGACCGUGGCAUUAGCGAUCCGUGUAAGUGAGGAAGAGAAACUAGCGAACUGGUUUCGCGACGGUCAUCGCCCCGCGCGCCAGAAAGAGUACACCAAGUCUCUCAUCGCAGCUGCAGCGGCCAACGACAAGACGCGACACUUCGGGACCAUCGGUCGACCAGCAGUCGAGGAAGAGAGAGGACCGCAUGCCAACACAGCUCCCUUUGUGCGUUUGUACGAGAAUCUCUCUGAGUACGUGGAGGAGUACCGCAACGGCAGCGGUCAGUCGUACUUUACGCGACGAUGGAAGCCAGCCGCGCAACAGCUUCGAGACUUGGGACCUGAUGGCAAUACUAGUUACUUCGGUAACAGAAGGGUUUAUGCACGUUGGCCAAUGGCGCCUAUUUACAGGCCAGCAGGACGUUCCAUUUGGGGCUGA